AUGACUUUAAUCAGUGGAAUUUGUAGUCUUCUAGCAUUAAGCUUAUUAUCGCCUGUACAAAGUAUUGUUGCGUUAAUAGCUUUAUUUGUUAGUGUGGCAAUUAGCUUAUAUUCGAGCGGAUAUAUUCUUAUGGGGAUACUAUAUAUCUUAAUAUAUGUAGGAGCUAUUGCUAUUUUAUUCUUAUUCAUUCUAUCUUUAUUAAAUAUUGAAUAUAGUUAUAAAGGAACUUUUAAUAAAAAAAUAGUUUAUGUUUUAUUAAUAUGUUUAAUACCUUUAGAUUUAUUAUAUGAAACAUUUGAUACAGUAGAAAAUAUAAAUUUUGACAUUGUUGAAAAUAUAAAUGGUAUAUACUCUACAAGUUCUUUACAGAAUUGAGAUUUAGAGUUAAGUACAGUAGGUACUGUAUUCUAUACAGAAUAUGCUAUACCUCUAAUAAUUAUAUCUUUAAUUUUAGUAUUAUCUGUUAUAGGGGCGAUUGCAAUAACUAAAUAA
Lodderomyces jiufengensis is the source of this 492-nucleotide messenger RNA. The record is from the annotation of a RefSeq genome assembly. NCBI's taxonomy places the organism in Eukaryota, Fungi, Ascomycota, Pichiomycetes, Serinales, Debaryomycetaceae.